Molecule: messenger RNA, 785 nt
Organism: Chara braunii
Lineage: Eukaryota; Viridiplantae; Streptophyta; Charophyceae; Charales; Characeae
Source: the annotation of a GenBank genome assembly
GUAGUAGGGCGUGCGCCGGAUAGGCGCCCGCCUCUGAAGCGUUCAACGACAGUUUAUGUAGUCGGGGAAGGUCAGGGAGAUGGCUAAUCGGGAGGAGGGUUCAGGAUUGCUACAAAGGCAAGGACAACGGGAGGAACACAACCCACCGGGAGAGGAACUCCAGAUGUCUGAGGAAGACCGAAUCAGAAUCCUCAUUGCUAAAUGUUACGAGGAUGGCGUCUUCCCGGAGAGGAUGCGUCACGGGGAAUUUGUCGUGGAGAACGGGAUCCAGGUCUUCAAGGUAAACCCGCAAAUAGACCAGUUGACAACUGCCUGGCUCAAAGAGCGUACGGUCACGGUCGUUUUUCAAGGGGCUGCAAGAGACUUAUCAGUGAAAACGCGGGAGGACCUCAUACGGGCGUAUGAGAACGGAUGGUUUCGGAGUAGGACGUUCUCGAGGGGCUUCAAAAGAGGGCGGGUACAUGGUGAGGGAGCUAACGUUAUGUCGUAUGUUGCAAAGUCGAGGGAGGUAGCGCAGUGGUUGGUGGCUAAAGGAGAGGACGUGGUGGUUAUCAGAGGAGUAGAAUACAAGAUGCUCUUCAAGCCUUGGUUGACUAGAGCAGAGCUGGAAGACCGGCGAAGGCAGGAGGAGGAGACGACAUUUUGGGUUACAGCAAUCAGAGUGCCUCUGAGGACAAUGUUCCAUGUUCCAGAUUUGAUAUAACAAUCGAUGGGGGCAAUUAUUUUGCAGCACCCGCCUGAACCGGAUGUCGCUCGUCCCAAGCUAAUGAAUCUCAAGUUUGAAC